Striga asiatica is the source of this 2429-nucleotide messenger RNA. The record is from the annotation of a GenBank genome assembly. Lineage: Eukaryota; Viridiplantae; Streptophyta; Magnoliopsida; Lamiales; Orobanchaceae.
AUUUGAUAAUAUUUAUUUAACUGCUGACUGCACAUGACCUCGCUAGUCGCAAUGUCGCAUACCGUGUUCUCAAUUUCCCAAUCUACGCGUAAGCUAAUUAUUGGUGAGACAAAGCCAAUUGCAAUUGGCCGCCAUAAAUAAAUGGAAACCAUGACUUCGUCCUCCAUUAACGGACAAAACUAUUUCAGUUUUUCCACCCCUUCUCUUUCUCUCUCUCUCUCACGAGCACACACAGAUAUUUAUAUAUUUGACAUCAGUUGAUCAAUUUUGUUUCUCGGCCGAUGGAGUCAACGGCGGCUCAAUCUCCGUAUGAGCUGCUGCUUCAAGCGGCGUCAAUCAUACCAAUUUCUCACUAUUUAUUGGGAUUUUUCUCCAUUUUAAUCGUAUUUCUGUACAAUUUUCUCGAAAUCCACAUUCUGCGAGAUUUAUUCAGCGGGCUCAGGGGACAGCCGGUGGUUUUGACAUUCGAUCCUUGUUCUCAACUCUACCGCGAUGUUGUUUCCAAGUGUAAAACUCUUCAUGGAAGGUACUUAUCAACACCAUGGUUGUCAAGUCCGCAUCUUCAGACAGCUUUUCUCUACUAUUUUGGAAAUUCGCCUGUUGUUAAUUACAGAAGGCAGAUCUUUAUGACCUCUGACGGUGGAACUUUAGCUUUAGACUGGGUCAAGAAUGCCAAUGCUAAGAAACAAGACUAUCAUGUAAAUGAUGCUGUUCAGCAAGAUGAUAAAAAUCCUCUCAUAAUCGUCGUUCCAGGAUUAACCAGUGAUUCUAAUUCUCCUUAUAUCAAUCAUUUGGCUUUUAACAUGGCUAAACACGGAUGGAAUGUUGUUGUGAGCAAUCACAGGGGACUUGGUGGUGUACCAAUUACGUCUGAUAACUUUUAUAAUGGGGGAUGGACUGAGGAUGUCAGAAAGGUGAUUGACCAUCUCCACCGCCAAUAUCCUGAAGCUCCUCUAUUUGUUGUUGGAACUAGCAUCGGCGCUAAUAUUCUGGUUAAAUAUCUUGGUGAGGAUGGUGUAAAAGCUCCCAUCAUUGGAGCUGCAGCAAUCUGUUCUCCAUGGGACCUUUUGAUAUGUGAUAGAUUUAUGAACCGUAGACUUGUACAGAGGUUGUACAACAAAGCUCUUACCAUUGGCUUGAAAGAUUAUGCACAGUCGCACGCGGCUGUCCUCUCUCGUCUUUCAAACUGGGAAGGUGUUAAGAAGGCACGUUCCGUUCGGGACUUUGAUGAUUGUGCAACUCGUGUUGUUGGUAAUUAUGAGACUGUGGAUACAUAUUAUAGGCGUUGUAGUGCUUCCAACUUUAUUGGGGGUGUAACGGUGCCCCUUCUUUGCAUUAGCUCUUUAGACGAUCCAGUAUGCACAAGUGAAGCAAUACCGUGGGAUGAGUGCAGGUUAAAUACUAAUGUUGUCUUGGCUACUACACAACAUGGAGGGCAUUUACCCUUUUUUGAAGGAAUAGCUGCAAAAAGUGUCUGGUGGGUAAGGGCUGUUGAUGAAUUUUUUGUUGCUCUGCAAUCCAGUCCACUUAGAAAGAAGGAAAAAGAGGUUGUUUUUAUUUCCUCUGCCAAUCCUCUAGAGUCUUCAAUAGAUCAAGCCCCAUAUGUGCAUGUAUCAGAAGACGGUAUGGUCAGUGCAGUAAACAAUGAAUUAGCCGCUCAACAAGAAGAAGAAAACGUGCAUCAGAGCAAGACCAAUGAUGAGGAACUUGACCAAGAAAACAAAAACACAAAUAUGAUCCUUAAUCAGCCACAAGCCACUGCUCGUCCCCUAGAAAAUGACCUAGUUGCCCCUGUAAAGAAAUGCCUAAACCAGCUUUCCCGCCAAAAUCGAAAUUCCUUGUGGCUGCUGGCAUACAUUGCAAUCAUUACUACUUGGCCAGUCGUGGGUUCGGCUCUCAAGUUUUUCUUUAGGAAAAAGUUGAAGAAUUUUUCAUCGAGAACAUCAGUUAAAAGUUAAUGAUAACCAAACCGGAGUAACUUUAAUCUGUGCCCCUUGUGUAAUGGGGUGGAUGGAUCACAAUAAAUUUUUGUUACAGAAAAUUACAGAUUGUUUUAGUAGACGAUGUCGGCUACCACGAGGAAAAAUUAUGCUGGUCAUGGAUAGAAAUUAAAGAAACCAAAGAAAAUUCAUCCAGGCUUCAAAAGAGACUAAAGUUAGCCCCAGUCGAUCAAUAUGAUUAAUAAGUUCGUUUCUAGGGUGUACGUGAAAUUUGUAUUCGUAUGAGUUUUGUGUUGGUUGAAAUGGAAACGACUGGAAAAAAUUUAGCAAAUUUCGAAAGUAGUAGUUGCUAACUUUCUUGCUAGCAUCCCCUCUAUAUAUAAUUUUAAAAUAGGUUGAGCCUACGCGCCAAACUCUCACGCUUCGAAAUCUUAUUUGGCAAAAAACUAUGUUUUGGAGUUAGGUUUGGAUAUAAAUUAAUAUUUUUUU